Molecule: messenger RNA, 1535 nt
Organism: Nelumbo nucifera (sacred lotus)
Lineage: Eukaryota; Viridiplantae; Streptophyta; Magnoliopsida; Proteales; Nelumbonaceae
Product: GDSL esterase/lipase At1g54790-like
Molecular function (GO): hydrolase activity, acting on ester bonds
Source: RefSeq, a predicted model, not a curated record
GAGCGAGAGAGAGAAGAGUGCAGAGAAGCUGGUCCUGUUUGCUGCUUCAGAAUUUGUCAGUGUCUUAUUACGACACACGCAUCAAACCAAACUCGUCAUCUUUUUGCGACCAUUUUAUAAGGUGGUUUCUGGCUACAUAUGUCAUGUAGCGUCUCUGAAGCCCGAAGCUUGAAGGAGUAUAGUUCUAUUGCAGCAACUGAACAUGGUUCUCAGGAUCUCUCUUCCGUUUCUGGCCUUAGCUUUCUUCCUGUCUUCGCCCACCGGAGAGGCUGUUGUUUUCAAAUAUCUGGCCGUGUUCAACUUUGGAGAUUCCAACUCCGACACGGGUGAGCUUGUUGCAGGGAUGGGCGACCAUCUUGACCCACCUAACGGACAGACCUACUUCCUCAAACCGUCUGGACGAUUCUGCGAUGGCCGCCUGAUUGUUGAUUUCCUAAUGGAAGCAAUGGACCUACCGUUUCUAAAUGCCUACUUGGAUUCAGUGGGAGCGCCAUCUUUCAGGAAGGGUUGUAAUUUUGCAGCUGCAGCCUCUGCUAUACUCCCAGCAACAGCAUAUUCAAUCAGUCCAUUUUCAUUUGGGAUUCAGGUGUCUCAAUUCAUUCAAUUCAAAGCUCGAGUUCUUGACUUGCUGUCUAAAGGCAAGAAACUAAAUAAAUACCUUCCCCAGAAAAAUUAUUUCGAGCAGGGGCUUUACAUGUUUGACAUAGGCCAGAACGAUUUUGCUGGUGCAUUUUAUUCUAAAACGGAGGAUCAAAUUAUUGCUUCAAUUCCAACAAUUUUGUUGGAGUUUGAAGCUGGAAUUAAGAGGUUAUACGACCAAGGGGCAAGGAGGUUUUGGAUUCACAAUACUGGUCCUCUGGGAUGCUUAGCUCAAAAUAUUGCCACAUUUGGAAAAGAUCCAUCUAAGCUUGAUGAGCUAGGAUGUGUCAGCUCACAUAAUCGUGCUGCUAAUCUUUUCAAUUUGCAACUUCAUGCUCUCUGUAAAAAACUACAGAGUCAAUUUCCGGAUGUAAAUGUUACUUACGUUGAUAUUUACUCAAUAAAGGCCAACCUUAUUGCAAAUUAUUCUCAAUAUGGGUUUCAACAACCAAUAAUGGCUUGCUGUGGGUAUGGAGGUGCACCAUUGAACUAUGACAGUCGGAUCUCCUGUGGCCAGACGAAGACUUUGAAUGGGAGCUCAGUUACAGCCAAAGGUUGCAAUGAUUCAACUAAAUAUGUAAACUGGGAUGGAAUCCACUACACUGAGGCUGCAAAUCGAUUUGUCUCAACUCAAAUACUGACUGGAAAAUAUUCUGACCCACCUUUCUCGGACAGGAUGCCAUUCCUUUUCAAACUCAAGUUCUAAGGGGCCAAUUUUCUAUUUGUUAUUUUCAUCAUCUAACAAAUUGUAUUUAUUUUUAUUUUUCUUAGUUUUUUUUUUAUUUCUAAGUGCUAUUAUCCAUAUUUAAGAGAAACUUUAUUUGUAAAUUAGAGCUAUAAAAUGCAGUAGUAGUAUCUCAUUCUUUGUGAUUAUAUAUUAUAAGAUUCAGCAUCAC